This is a messenger RNA of Emys orbicularis (European pond turtle), 2113 nucleotides long. It is a transcript of the gene CARD9, whose product is annotated as caspase recruitment domain family member 9. The record is from RefSeq and is a predicted model, not a curated record. Bases 1 to 1623 code for a protein of 540 amino acids. Gene Ontology annotation, cellular component: cytoplasm. Gene Ontology annotation, biological process: regulation of apoptotic process; positive regulation of canonical NF-kappaB signal transduction. The transcript has 12 exons. NCBI's taxonomy places the organism in Eukaryota, Metazoa, Chordata, Testudines, Emydidae. Gene Ontology annotation, molecular function: CARD domain binding.
AUGUCGGAGCAGGAAGAUGACGAGAUGUGCUGGAAUAACUUGGAGAACUUCCGGGUGAAGCUGAUCUCGGUGAUAGACCCCUCCAGAAUAACGCCUUAUCUCCGCCAAUGCAAAGUGAUUAACCAUGACGACGAAGAGCAAGUGCUUAACGACCCCAGUCUGGUAGUCCGGAAACGGAAAGUAGGCGUCCUCCUGGAUAUACUUCAGAGGACGGGCCAGAAAGGUUUUGAGGCCUUUCUCGAGAGCCUUGAGCUUUACUACCCACAGUUAUAUAUGAAAAUAACCGGCAAGGAGCCCAGCAGGGUCUUUUCGAUGAUUAUCGACACCGCGGGGGAAUCGGGCCUGAGCCAUCUCCUGAUGAACGAGAUCACGAAGCUGCAGAGCGCCGUGCAGGAGGAGAGGAGGAAGGCCCAGGAGCUCAACAUGUGGCUCCAUGCCAAGGAGGACGCGCUCAAGGAGAUGCGGGUGAGGGACAGCGUGCUGCGGAAGCACCAGGAGAGGGCCCAGAAGAUGAAGGAGGAGAGGGACAACUUGGCCAAGGAGCUGCGGAAAUGCAAGGAUGAGAACUACGACCUGGCCAUGAGCUACGCCAAGCAGAGCGAAGAGAAGAACGCAGCCCUGAUGAAGAACCGGGAUCUGCAGCUAGAGAUUGACCAUCUGAGGCACAGCCUGAUGAAGGCCGAGGACGACUGUACACUGGAGAGGAAGCACACGAUGAAACUGAAGCACGCCAUUGAGAAGCGGCCGAGCCACGAAGUGGUGUGGGAGAUCCAGCGGGAGAAGGAGCUGCUGCUGGCCAAGUAUCAAGAGCUGGAGAACACACUCCAGGAAGGGAACUUUGAGAAGAACAGCCUCUACAUCCAGGCUCUGGAGGCUGAUCGGAGACGGGCACUGGGGGAGCAUCAGGAGCUGGUGAACACCAUCUACAGCCUGCGCAAGGCGCUCCAGCAAGCAGAGGAUCUCCAGGACAAACACGCGGAGGAGAAGGAGGUGCUGGAGCUGCAGUGCAUGUCCUUGAGGAAGGACUCCCGGAUGUACAAGGAUCGCAUCGAGGCCAUCUUGAAGCAGAUAGAAGAAGUGGCUGCAGAAAGAGACCAGGCGCUGCUGACCCGAGAGCAGUUCCACAUGCAAUACUCCAAGAGCCUGGUCGACAAAGACGCCUACCGCAAAGAGAUCCGGGAGCUGGGGGAGAGGUGCGAUGAGAUGCAGCUACAGCUGUUCCAGAAGGAGGGCCAGUUACUAGCCGCUGAGGCCAAGCUGAAAAAGUUGCACCUGGAGCCACCCACGCUGACUUCUGACCUAGAUGACGUCUCACCCAGGAGUUCCCAAGAGCUCUCUUUCCAUGGAAACCUGGAUGAGGACACACUGCUGUCUGAUAAAAAUCUCUCUGAAGGUCGGGAUCAGCAGUUCAGUGCGUUAGAGAGCAUUCAGUGCCUGCAGUCAUCAAACGAGGGUGGCCCACCCAAUGGAGAGCUGGCUGAGAAGGAGCGGCGGCGGAUGAAGGACAGCUUUGAGCACUAUCGGAGAAAGAGGGCAUUGCGAAGGGUACAGAAGGGCAGACACCAUGAAGUGGACUGGGAAAACAACACUGGUAGUGACAACACGGACACUGAAGGCUCCUAAUAGCAUCAGCUCGACUGCAACGGGAAUUACAAAAAGUUUGCUGGGGUUAUAGUGCAAGAAUCUUCCCUUCUGCCCAUCUAAGCUGAUGGAUAUUUAAAACUUUUUCUCAAUAACCACCUUGAACAUUUACUACGUUGAAGGCACUGGACUGGGAUGCAGGAGAUCUGGACUAUAUUUCUGCCUCUGCCAUAGGAUUGCUAUGUGACCUUGGCCUGGUCACCUAACCAGUUCACAUCUCUGUGAUUCAGAACCCUAAUUCUUUUAUAUAUUUAAUGGGGAUGAUGUCCUUCUAGAAGUGGUAUGAGUCUAAAUGAAUUAAACUCCAAUUGCUCUAGCAGAAAUCCUUACCAUCAUGGUGCUAUGUUAGUGCAUUGUAGUAUUCUGUGCAAAAAACAGUCCAAGUAAAAAAAUACACUUUUUUAUUUGCUUCAAAACUGGACUAAAUGGCAUGCUUAAAAUAUGCUAAACGUUGUUAUGGCAACACCACACA